Diachasmimorpha longicaudata is the source of this 5176-nucleotide messenger RNA. RefSeq names its product reduced mechanoreceptor potential A (gene rempA). Gene Ontology annotation, molecular function: protein binding. The coding region runs from base 223 to 4542 and encodes 1439 amino acids. NCBI's taxonomy places the organism in Eukaryota, Metazoa, Arthropoda, Insecta, Hymenoptera, Braconidae. Gene Ontology annotation, cellular component: intraciliary transport particle A; axoneme; ciliary basal body. The record is from RefSeq and is a predicted model, not a curated record. The transcript is spliced from 3 exons. Gene Ontology annotation, biological process: intraciliary retrograde transport.
CCAAAAUGAGGGCGCAGAGCUGGUUUGUGUUUGACAGAAUCGAUAGUUGUACACAAAACAUUGGAAAAUGAGUACGAAACGCCAGUUAAAUGUUGAAGUUACUAGUGUGAUAAAAUAGCUUGAAAAUUGAUUUAUCAAUCAUGAUAACGUGGACGACGAUGAUCCGCUCAUCAUCACAAUUCACUUCGAUUCACUUCGGCAAUAUUUGAAUAAACAAUCAUCAUGACCCUUUACUUCGAUAUUCGCGUGCAAAAUUCAGAGACAGCAUCGAUCAACACGAUAGCAACAUGGCACAACAAUUACCCACUACUCGGUGUAGCUGCGUAUUCCCAGGAUCGAGGUGGCUUCGUAACAAUCUACGAUGAUCAAGGUGAGCCCAUCCCUGAUGUUGAAUCGUCAGGGCACUCGGUGGCCCAAGUGACGUCUCUCUCGUGGCACCCGGAGAAAAGAUGUCUAGUUACUGGCUGGGAGAGUGGAGAGAUCAGAAUUUGGUCAGGUGACACAGUAAAUGGUGAGUUCAAUCUCACUGUAACACCUCACAAGGAUCCUAUAAGCCUUUUGGAGUGGAGCCAGCAUGGAGGAAGACUGGUAUCCGCCGACACUAGGGGAUCUAUCGUUGGCUGGAAGAUGGACACCAGGGGACAAUUGCUGAUUGUCUUUCAUCAUGAAUUAAAUGAGAGCUUCACACAGAUUGCUUUUAAAAUUUCACAACCGAAGUCUGGAGUUGAUCUGAGUGACUUAGCAAAGGCCGCCGUUGCUGGGGACGAGAGAGCCCUCGAUCUCUUCAGCACUUGGAGGCCCAGAACUGCAGCCCCAAGUGCUGUUCAUGUGCAGAAAGAUAAUUUGACGUUUUACAUUGGCUCUUCUCACGGAACUAUCUAUUACAUCGAUGCUCAGGGGCAGUGCAUGGAGGUAUUGAAUACCGGAGGACUGAGUUUACACUGCCUUCUUCAUCAUCCCAGUAGAGAUUCACUUGUUAUCAUGACUGAGGGACUGACAAUCGGACACUUUCAGAGUGAAUCUACCACUGGAAGACUCACAGAGUUGUCAAAGGUGAAAUUGAGUGGCAAAAGCGACUACUCGAGGGCUGGUCCAGCCCUCUGCUGGGUUGGAACCAAUACUCUGGCGGUUUUAACUGGCGAAUUGAGUGUCAGGUGUUGGGAUUUGUUCACUGGUGACACAUAUGUCCUCACACCGAUUGAAUCCACCAGUGGAAACCUCGCGACACCUCAGGAGAUCUACACCAGUCUUGCAUUCUGUAAGAGCAACGAAACCCUCGCUGCUGGAACAAAUCUGGGCACCAUCUACCUCUGGAGGAAGAAGAAUGCCUCCAUUACUGAUGAGUAUGGCUGGCCGACAGUUCCAAAAACCUGCUCCGUUCAUGGAACCGUUAAACAACUCACCUGGGGAGGUAAUCUCCUGAGAAAUCCUUUGCUCGCUGUCAAUUGCAUCACCAAUGUCUUCAUUCUUCACCAGCAGUCUAUGUGCGCUGUCUACAACGAUGGGACUUGCGCCAGUCAAGUGGCACCCAUGCAGAUUCUCCUUGAAACUGAGAAUCGAAAUUGUAUUCUCAAAACUGAUCUCCAGGUCCAGGUGCUCGCCGUCAGCAGGGAUUUCGUGGCUGUCUCCUCCUGUCGACAGGUCGCUGUUUAUCGUAUCAACAGAGAGGGCAAGUUGAAUACAACAGUUGUGGGCUCUUUCAGCUGUGACAAUGAGAAAAUUCUCAUUUACGAGAAUACCCUGGUGAUUUUAACUCCCACUGUCAUUCAAUUAAGAUCAACCGACGGUUCUCUUCUCCAAAGUCUGCCAACACUUCCUGAAGAGGGUGAACCCAUCACAAUGGAGCUCACAGGACAGUACCUAACAGUUGCCUCUCUGAAUGGAAUCCUCAAGAUCUGGGACAUUGGGAAGAGAGAGGCUAAACUUCACACUAGAGCCAUGACCGCUUACGAAGCCAUUAAUGACUUUGCCGAGAUAAUCGAGGCCCGUUGCAACUCUGAUUGUCGAUGUGUAUCCAUCACUGUUGCCAUGUCCAAUCUACUCCCAAGUUCGAUUCUCUAUAUUUGGGACAUCGAGGGUGAUCAGAUCCACGAGUUUGACUUCUCCAAAUUAAACGAGAGUAUUGAGACAGAUGGUACGAAUGCAAAGUCCAGGGGGAGACUGCCAACCGCCCACUGCUGGGACAGCAGUGACCCCCGGGUAUUGAUUUGUCGGGCGCAGAGAAUAGAAUUCAAAGAAAGUAAAAACUCCGGCAAAACAAACGUCUCCAAUAACGAUGAUACAUCGGUUAUCUUGGUGUCUAUGUUUGCAACACCAGAUCAUGGUGUGGCUGUUCAGGAUAUUCGCCCUGUGAAGGAUGCGAGCACACGUUUGCUGGGCGUUCACUCUCCAGACAUAAUUCUCCUGAGUCCGGAGAUGGCGGCAGGCGAGGGAAGCAAAGUCACGAGAUUAUUAAUGAGAGAAUUCGAGGAGUUGGGACCGUACGAUGAGCCAACGAAGAAAGCUAUUAUGGAUUUCAGUUUUCAUAUUAGCAUGUCGAAUAUGGAUGAGGCGUUUAAGUCGAUAAAGUCGAUUAAGAACGAGACGGUUUGGAAGAGUUUGGCGAAAAUGUGUGUUAAGACGAAACAGCUGGAUAUGGCUGUGCUUUGUCUAGGGCACAUGAAGCAUAUGAGGGGGGCCAGGGCAAUCAGGGAGGCCAUGCAGGAUAAUAGUCUGAAUCUUGAAGUAAAAGUUGGUGUUCUUGCCGUGGAACUAGGGCUCUACGCCGAUGCUGAACGACUCUUUCGUGAGGGUAAACGACUGGAUUUUUUGGGGAGUCUUCUGGAGGCCUCCAAUAAAUACCCAGAGGCCAUUCUCCUAGCCAGCAGUGAAAAUAAGAUACGGGAGAAAUUGAGUUAUUAUAAUUAUGGAAAGGCACUGGAGCAGGAGGGGAAUGUGGAUAAGGCGAUUGAAAUGUAUUCGAAAGCUGAUUGCCAUCGAUUUGAAGUCCCCAGGAUGCUUCUCAGCCGCCCUAGGGAGUUGCAGGAGUAUUUGUCAAGCUCUGACGAUCCGGAGAUAAAAAAUUGGCAUGCUCAGUACGUCGAGUCAACAGGUGACAUGGCGGGUGCAUUGCGCCUCUAUGAAACAGCUAAAGAUACAUUAGCAGUAACGCGGCUACUCUGUUAUCUUGGACGUGAGGAGGAAGCCUGUGAACUCGUGAUGAAGACAAAUCAUGCUGCCUCGGCUUAUCAUCUUGCUGCGCAUUAUGAGUCUUUGAAUAUUUUAUCGCAGGCUGUUCAUUUCUAUACGAUGGCUAAGGCAUAUACGAAUGCUAUCCGCAUUUGCAAGGAACACAAUAUGACAGAGGAGCUAUGGCCGCUGGCAAUGCUUGCCCCCCGACAGACUCAAAUCGACGUGGCCAAAUAUUUCGAGGAGAAUGACCAACCAGAUAAAGCUAUAUUGCUCUACCACAAAGCCAACCUUCUGCCAAAAGCCCUUGAUCUCGCUUUCAAUACCCAACAAUACAACGCUCUCCAGUCAAUCACAAUGGAUAUUAAUGCAGAGUCGGAUCCCGGUCUUGUGAAGAAAUGCGCUGUUUUUUUCUGUCAAAAUCAUCAGCUGGACAAAGCGGUGGACCUAUUAGCUACAGGCAAAAAAUACACUGAGGCGCUGGAUUUAAUUGAAGAGCACAACAUUAAUCUGACCGAGGAUUUGGCUGAAAAAAUGACGAUAAUGAAGGUUGAGAAUGAUCCGGAGCGUGAAGCCCUGAGGAUAUCAAUUCUCGAGAGAAUUGGAGAGAUAGCAUUUGAUCAGGGUAAUUAUCAUCUGGCAACGAAGAAAUUCACUCAGGCGGGAAAUAAACUGCGAGCUAUGAAAGCAUUAUUAAAAUCUGGUGAUACUGAAAAAAUAUGUUUUUUCGCUCAAGUGUCACGUCACAGAGACAUAUACAUAAUGGCAGGUAAUUACCUCCAGUCACUGGACUGGCAGAAUCAACCUGAUAUUCUGAAGAACAUAAUAAAUUUUUACUCCAAGGGAAAAGCGAUGGAUUUACUAGCCAAUUUCUACGUGGCAUGUGCACAAGUGGAGAUCGAUGAAUUUCAGAAUUACGAUAAAGCACUGGAUGCAUUGAAUCAAGCUGCAAGAUGUCUUGCUAAAGUUACAUCCCCGAGAGACCUUGAAAUACACAAACGUGCAAUUGACAUCGUAAAUACUCGUAUGGGCAUAAUAAAGCGCUACUUGGAUGUGAAAAAAACAUUGGAUAGGGGUGAGACUGAGUCUGGUAUGGCACAGGUACGACAACUUUUGGAUACAUUUGGCGAGGGCUUAGAACAGUCUGUUAGACGUGGAGAUUUGUUUGCAACGAUAACACAGCACUAUGCAGACAGUGGUAAUACUGAGAAAGCUCGUGCUACAAUUGAGGAGUUGAAACGACUGGUACCAGGAAUUAAUUUGAGUUAUUACUACAAUGUCAACUUGCUUGAGGCACUUGGGUACAGAAUGAGUGUUCAACGAAGAGAAAGUUUGGAUAAAGAUGAUGGGAUUGAGGAACUUUUGGGAGAGUAAUUUUCUGCACUAGUGAGCAUUAGAGAGUGCUUUAUCACUUUAUACAAAUUCCGUCCACUUUAGUGAUUGUUUUUACAUUCUCAUUAUGAGAGAAUUAUUUUUCAACGAGCAGUUGAGGUAGAGUUUCAAGUGUUACGAGUCACAAUUGUAAUUGAGAUGAGCCACAAAAAUAUAUGAAAAAAUGUCAAUCAACUUUUUUAUUAAUACAACUUAUUAUUUUUUUUCAAUCAUCGUCGUACAUCCUAAUCACACUCCAGGUAUGUCCCUGUCAAUAACAGAGUUAAAAAGGACUUGGAACACGAAUGAGAAUGCUGUUCAGGUGCAUCUCUACAACGAAGUACAUGUUCCAAUCAAAACGAUGUCACUCAAAAAUUGAAUAAUAAAUAAACUAACACCUAACGCUAUCCUCAUUCAUCAAUUGAGUAAUUAUCAUAUUGUUAAAAAAAAGAAAAGGUUCAAACAUUGUUGCCAUACAGAGAAAAGAAAUUCAAAAAAAAUUUUCGCAGUUUUAUGACGGCACUCGUCUCACAACUUACACUCUUAUUAAAACUAUUCAGACAACUCCAGACAUUUACUCAUGAGAAGAUACGAAGGGAUGUUUUGUCUUUUUUAAUAAGACGAGAAAAAAAUUCAA